Molecule: messenger RNA, 1744 nt
Organism: Cydia pomonella (codling moth)
Lineage: Eukaryota; Metazoa; Arthropoda; Insecta; Lepidoptera; Tortricidae
Exons: 1
Coding region: 1098-1691 (197 amino acids)
Source: RefSeq, a predicted model, not a curated record
CUAUGUUAACAAUAAUUGCUGUAAGUAUUAAGACGAAAGUGGAGGACCCGUGCAAAAUCACCUUUUCAUACAAAAUUACAAACGUAGUCCUCAUUUUCCUCUCUGGAUAUUAAAAUAUUUUCACACAAUUUGUUGUAUAUAAACCACAGCUAUGCCCCUACGUUUGAUUUUUUCGAUUUUUUAAUGUUGUAGGAGUUAGAAGCAUUAAACAUUUUGUAUGAAAUCUGUUUUUCGCUCCUAAUUUUUAUAAUAAUACAAAAAUCGAAAAAAGUCAAACGUACGGGCAUAGCUAUAGGUAAUAUGUAUACAUCAAAUUAUGUAAAAAUAAUUUCCAAAAUGUCUAUAUCCAGAGAGUAAAAUGGGGACUACGUUUGUAUGGAGAAUCGGCCGUCCUCCUUCCUCUUAACUUAUAUUGCAUUCAAAGUGCAAUAAUUGCACCGGAAAUAAAAUGAGAUUUGCUCAUGAAGUUUUGUACGUGCGUAUUCGCUAGAGAUAAAGAAGGUAUUCUACAAUAACAUUUUUUCCACUAGGUUUAGACGCAAUUAAUAUAAAAUCCAAAUUAUUGAAUUCUAGCCGAUCAAAUAGAGAUAUGCUAAAAUUGCUUCUAUUACUUUAGCUUCUAAACAUUUUUCUUCUUCUUCCUCGUGUUAUUCCAGCAUUUUUCCAUGGCUCAUGGGGGCCUGGGCUCUGCUUGCCAACUAAUCCGAAGAAUUGGCGUAGGCACUAGUUUUUAGGAAAACGACUGCCAUCUGACAUUUCAACUCGGAGAGUAAACUAGGCCUUAUUGGGUUUUAGUCCGGUUUCCUCACGAUGUUUUCCUUCACCGAAAAGUGACUGGUAAAUAUCAAAUGAUAUUUCGUACUACAUAUGUUCCGAAAAAUUCAUUGUUACAAGCCGGGGUUUGAACCCGCGACCUCCGGAUUGCAACUCGCACGCUCUUACCGCUAAGCCACCAGCGCUUAUUCUUUUACAAAUUUUUCGUUGUAGGUAAUUUUUUCCUGACUGUACAAGUUACUUUAUCAUAAAUAUCUAGCAACUGGAAUCUAUAGUUAGCAGCAGUUGUGUAGGUACAGCCAUUGUAAUAAUAUAACAAAAAAAUGCGAGUUGUUAUUUUAAUCCUAAUAAUAACUCUGAAAGUAACAGAAAACUUCGCAAUCGAGAAGAGGGAACAACAUAAUGGCGAACAAAAGUUACUUUUAAGAAAAUUGCUGAGUUUACAACAAAACAAUUCGACGGAAAAAGCCUUGAUGUGGAACGAGAUUUUCGCAAAUGUGUUGGUGAACAAGAUAAAAAUACUGUUCAACAAACAACCUGAAUCCGGACUGGAAGACAAUCCAGAUGUCGUCACAAAGUUUGUGAGCAAGAUUAUUGCACUGUAUGGCAAGUUGUUUUACAAAGUUAACAACAUAGCACAUAAUAAUGGGAAAAAUGAAGAAGAAAUUAAGGUUGAUGAAAUAAUGGACCCAAAGAAAGAAGUAGAAAAAGUCGAACCGAAGUAUCAUGGACGUUUAGAAAACGCGACGGAAUACUUUGAUAUCGAUAAAAGGACCGUGUGUCCCGAGCACUCGGUGAGUGAUGAAAAAGGAAACUGCAUUGAUCCCGAAAAUUCAAGGUUUAUUAUGGCCAUACCGCACCAAUGUCCGAUCGGAUACAGGAGGGACAGGCUAGGCUACUGCAGAGCAAUAUUUUGAAUAAAUGUAAAAAAUAGUAUAAGUACAUAAAAUAAUAAAGCAUGCUAAAGUUA